Messenger RNA from Ceraceosorus bombacis, 1483 nucleotides. The record is from the annotation of a GenBank genome assembly. NCBI's taxonomy places the organism in Eukaryota, Fungi, Basidiomycota, Exobasidiomycetes, Ceraceosorales, Ceraceosoraceae.
AUGUCAGAAGCGUUGGUGCAUUUGGAGCAAGUCACUCGGCUCUCCUCGAGGGUCGUGCGCAUUCUCGGUUCCAAUCCAGGCAAAUUCACACUGCAAGGUGAGCAGCCUGGGGUUUGCAAUAACGAGCUCUUCAAGGUCUGAAAAGCUCGCGCAUGAGGAGGCUGAUCGUGAGAUCUGCUGUUCGCUCCAUGUCUACCCAAAGGCACGAACACCUACCUCGUUCAUGCGCCUGUGCCAUCAGCUGUCGAUCAUGCCGAUAGACGAAGCGUGGAUGCGCUGCCUUGCGUCCUCAUCGAUGCAGCGGAGGGAAAGAGCGCAUACAUCGACACGCUGAAAGGUGUCUUGCUUGGUCGAGAUGAACACGAUUGGAGCGGCAAUCAUCAAACGAGCUCGGUUGCGAGCUCGAGUUCUGAUCCCUAUCCUCGCUUCACCAUCACAGACAUGUGAGUUCCUCGACCGGUGGUGUUGCCGGCUCGACUCAAGGCCAUCUUGUCCCUUUUAGCUCAGCGCAUCCUUUGCCGCCCUCUGUCUAGAAUUCUCACUCAUCGGCACGUAGACCACGUGGGCGGUCUGCCGAGUGUGCUCGAGCUGCUUGCCGAUAUUCGACGAGAGCAUAAGAGCAAGCCUCCUCGGAUACACAAGCUGCGAGACAAAGUCAAAGCCGCAGCUGGCGAGGCGGACGAGGUGGCUCAGCUGCUCGAAAACUGCAGCUCGACGCUCUUCGCAAAGUCGAAGGCUGGAGAAGACGUGCACUGGAUCGAAGAUGGUGACUCUUUCCAACUUGCCAACGAUGGAAUCAGCUUCUCCUCCACUGCGUCCGACACCACCGAACAGCCGCAAUCGAAGCGCAACGCUGGCGUUCCGGCGCUUCCGCAGCAUCUCGCGCUUGAUGCAACUUCUGGCGAUACGACGACGUUGCAAAUCUUGCACACUCCCGGUCAUACGGGUGAUCACAUUUGCUUGUUUUUGGCUCAAGAAGCUUCGCUUUACACUGGUGACAACGUUUUGGGACAAGGCACGAGCGUAUUUGAAGACUUGCGCGUCUACUUGCAAAGCUUGAAGCGCAUGUCGGACGUUCUCGAAAGAAGCCCGGCCCCUCGCGAGGUGUACGGAAAGAGUUUUGAGCGUCUCAAAGAGGCUUCAAAUCAGGCGCAAGCGAGCGCGCCGGAGAACAGGCUCUACCCUUCCCAUGGUCCUAUCCUCCUUCAGGGGAAAGCCAGCAUCAGGCAAUACAUCUCUCACAGGCUAGAACGCGAAUCCCAAGUGCUCGAGUUGCUUUUGCGUCCGAAAUCUGCCCCCGAGUCCAUAGACGAUGCGUGGACAGCACGAACAAUCGUGCAAGAGCUAUACAAGGACUAUCCCGAGAGUCUACACAUCCCAGCGGCUCGGGGGAUCUUUUUACAUCUCGUCAAACUAUUGCAGGAUACUCGAACAGAGCCAAUUGCCGCCCCGACAGGCUCGAUCUCCGAGAAAAGAUCCGUAG